AUGAUUUUUAAAUGGCCACAUUACAAGAAAUUGCAAACUAUUAAUAAGAACAAAGCCUACGCCAACACUGCAGGAGUUGAUGAGUUCUGGUCCGAGUCCAUGAGCCCUGAGAGCCCUGAGCCGGCACUACAGACUCUUUACUGCAGAGACAGCAAACUGUGGUCACUGUCUGAACACCAAAGAUAUGACUUUAAUUACGGAAACUGGUGA
Messenger RNA from Medioppia subpectinata, 210 nucleotides. The record is from the annotation of a GenBank genome assembly. Lineage: Eukaryota; Metazoa; Arthropoda; Arachnida; Sarcoptiformes; Oppiidae.